Molecule: messenger RNA, 2787 nt
Organism: Pedinophyceae sp. YPF-701
Lineage: Eukaryota; Viridiplantae; Chlorophyta; Pedinophyceae
Source: the annotation of a GenBank genome assembly
AUGGCGGCAAACGGCGGCAGCGCGGGCGGGGCGCAUGGCGCGAACGGGACCGGGUUCACGCCGCACACGGUCCGCGGCGACGGCCAGGGACAGGUCCUAGCGAGGGCGCAGGGCGCCGCGUCCCGCACGCCCGGGACUUGCGGCGUGCAACCUAAGCGUCUGGGCGGGCUGGAGAAGACGACGGGGCUCGGGGCCGCGCUGGGGAGAUCGAAUAUGUUCGGCACGUUCCUCUACACCGGGCACUCCGACGCCCGGCGGCAUAAGGACGACGCGGGCGCGCAGGACGACGGCAGGCCCGCCGGGCGCGAAGGGAGCGCGCGCGACACCACUACCUCCUCUCGCGGCACCGAGGCCGCUCGCCCGGACGCGUCCCCGAAACACACCCCCAAGAAGCGGCCGGCGGAGAGCGCGGUGCUGCGCGCCGCAGCCGCAGCCAGCGCGGCGCCGCACUCCCCGUCGACGUCGCACAAGCGGCGCAUGCUCGAGGACAGCCCCGCGCCCCAGCGCACGGAGGACCGCGCCAACGGCAAGGAGGCCCAAGACCCGCUGCCCGUCUCUGUGCCGGCGGACACCAAACAGGACGACGGCGGCGACGACGACGACGUGCAGAUCGUUGCGGAGACCGGUAACGUCGCGGAGAAGACCGAGGAGGAGCUCCUGCGCAUGCCGGUGCUCGAGCGCUGCCAGUGGGUGCACGCGCGCAUCAUGUCGGGCGCACUGGGCUCCAAGGCCGGCGGGGACGACGAGGCCGCGCUGCUGACGCUCGGGGAGCUGGAGGACGCGUGUGGGGAGCAGGCCGGGCGCCUCAAGCCGUACCAGGUCGUCGGGGUGUCGUUCCUGUCGCUCCUGCAUCGCUACCGCAUCCCCGCGAGCAUCGUCGCGGACGAGAUGGGGCUGGGAAAGACCUGCCAGGUGCUGACGUUCCUGAACUACAUCGAGGCCGUCGAGCGCGACCAGUCCCCGCACCUCGUCGUCGUCCCCGUGUCCCUCAUCGACAACUGGAACAACGAGGUGCGCAUGUGGUGCCCCGACUUCCGCGUCGAGACGCUCCACGGCGCGGGCCUCCAGGACGCCAAGGCCGCGCUCGAGGACGCCCGCGUAGCCACCAAGCGCCUCCGGAAGCUCCAGGCGCAGCGCGGCGACCCCGCGGGCGCCGCCGCGCCGCCGCCAUCGCCCGAGGACGAGUUCGAUUGCGGGUUCGACAUCCUGCUGUGCCCGUACUCGGUGUUCGAGCGCGACACCGCGGCCGCGAAGGGCUCGCGCGAGGCGCUGCGGCGCGUGGCGUGGUCGCACGUGGUCCUGGACGAGGCGCACGCGGUCAAGAAUCGCAACUCGGCGCGCUCGAAGAAGCUCAAGACCGUGACGGACCUGUGCCGGCGGCGGAUCCUGCUGUCCGGCACGCCGCUGCAGAACUCGCUCGACGAGCUGCACGCGCUGGUGGAGCUCAUCUUGCCUGACGUCAGGGGGGUGUCUCUCACGGACCUCCUGCGCGAGCACCGGCACCUGCCGUCCGCGCCGACGGCGAAGGCCGCGGACGACGCCGCGCCCGUGAUCGACCUCGCCGGCGACGACGACGACGACGACGGAAUGGACCGGGGGCCUGUUCCGGACCCCCCCCAGGAGAUCGAGGACCCCGACGAGGCCGAGCUCGUCGCGGGCGUGCGGCGGCUGCUCGCGCCGCUCAUGCUGCGGCGCAUGAAGGCGGACGUCGCGGGCCAGCUGUGCGCGAAAGAGCAGGUCGUCAGCGAGGUGGAGAUGGUGCCGCGCCAGGCCGCGCUGUACGGGCAGGAGAUGGAGCGCGUGCGCGAGCAGGUGCGCGGCGCGGGCGGGGCCGGGCGGGGCCGCGGGCGCGGCGAGGCGGAGCUGCUGAAGGACGGAGGCGUCGGCGCGGAGAGCAUCAUUGCGCAGCUGGGGCGCAAGAAGAUUUCCAACCUGUUCGUCCACCUGCGGAAGAUCUCGUACCACCCGCUGCUGGUGCGGAACCGCUACACGGACGCGACCGUCGAGGAGAUGACCAAGCUCUGCUACAGCAGGGGGGUGUUUGGCAGCGAGGCGACGCUCGAGAUGGUGCGCGAGGAGCUCAUGAAGCGCAGCGACAUCCAGCUGCACGGGCUCUGCGAGGAGCAGCCCCACCUGCUCGGGAAGUUCGCGCUCCCGGACGAGGCCUGGGCCGAGUCCGGCAAGAUCGAGCACCUGACGAAGCUUCUCGCGGAGCUCCGUCGCACCGGGUCCCGCCCGCUGAUCUUCUCCAACUGGACCACUGUCCUGGAUAUCCUCGAGAGAGUGUUGCGCCAAUUGAACUACUCCUUCGUCCGCCUGGACGGCUCCACGGGCAUCGCGGAGCGCCAGUCGCUCGUCGACCGCUUCAACUCGAACCCGCCGCCGCCCUUGGACCCCGACGGCGGCGCCCCGCCUGACGCGGACGGCGAGGGGGGUGUGUUUGCGUUCCUGCUUUCUACCCGCGCGGGCGGGCAGGGGCUCAACCUGACGGGCGCGGACACCGUCAUCCUGCACGACGUGGACUUCAACCCGCAGGCCGACCGCCAGGCCGAGGACCGCGCGCACCGGCUCGGGCAGGAACGCACGGUGAAGGUGCACCGUCUGGUCACCAAGGGAACUGUGGACGCUCGGAUCCACGAGCGGUCGCAGCGGAAGGCGGAGCUCGGGCAGGCGGUGCUGGCGGACGGGCAGGAGGGCGCGGCGGGAGGCGCCGCUCGCGACGAGCGCGACAACACGCGCAUGAUGGGCGAGAUCCUGAUGGACCUGGUGAACGGAGACGAGAGCUGA